This is a messenger RNA of Sycon ciliatum, 1854 nucleotides long. RefSeq lists its product as uncharacterized. Bases 173 to 1447 code for a protein of 424 amino acids. The record is from RefSeq and is a predicted model, not a curated record. The transcript has 8 exons. Lineage: Eukaryota; Metazoa; Porifera; Calcarea; Leucosolenida; Sycettidae.
CUAGGGCAGCUCUUGGCCCACGGGAGACAAACUAGUGCCUUUUGGCUUUCUUGUUUCUGUUCUUCUGCCGGCCUGGUGCGGGAUAUGGCUGUGGAAUCGCAUACAGGUUAUAACAACGCAAGCAGUCAUUCACUGUAUUCCAGCGGAGGUUUUUGCUAGAACUCGUUACACUAUGGCCUUCGCUAUACUGAUCGGAUUGGCCUUGCUGGCUACUUGUCACGGCGCUACUUCGACAUUUGAGCUUAUCCCCCUCAGACCUAACCCGAAUUACAAGCCACCAGGUGACACUCCCUGCGGUCCGGGUUACUUUAGACCUCUUAGCGUUAGCGGCUCAUACGAUCCCUACACCGAAUGCAAAGAUGAUAAUGAGUGUGGUGAUGAUGAAAUAUGCAGCAAAGACUUUCCAAAUGCGCGUUCCCUGUUAGAAUGCUACAACACCGAGGGAAGCUACUACUGUGAAACAGCAAGAUUUUCAGAUUAUGAUCCUGCUUACAAUAUUACGUCACCAUCAGCAUCACACUUCACGGUGGAUGAGUACAUAGGUGACACGCGCAUUUCAAGAGAGUAUAGGUUCCGAUGUGACAAGGGGUAUUAUGAGUACUGCCCAAUUAGUCAGUCGUGCUUUGCUGCGUAUCUGAACGAAGCGGUGACAGUCAAAAAAGUGCACCAGAUUGGGGGUGGCGGAUUAUUAUAUAAAUAUUUAGCCACACGACUUCCAACGUGCAAAGCAUUCGACCGGUUGAGCUGCGCCGGUGUUAGCUUUGCGUACAGUGCCACGCCAGUCAAGUUUAUUGAAGCGGACUACGCCUGCCGAAAUGCAGGCAUGAAGCUUGUGAAUGAAGCCUUCAUCAAAGUGCUAUUUACAACCAGUGCACAGAGGUGCAUCACCCAAAAGGGCCUAUCUUCCUGGGCUACAGACACUUCGGUGGUGACUUUCACCUCUACAGCAUCACCUCACAACUGGCCUACUCGUGACGUUGCAAGUGACUCGAGGAAUGGUUUUCUUUGUGUUCCCAACGACUUUGAAUACACGGUCAAUCGUGCGGAUAUCCAGUUAGAGAAAGAUGUGCUAGAAAUACACACAUGCGAUGGUGGCCAGGUACUCUACCAUGUGGGCAAUGGCGAUAAGAGCGGUCGGAAUUGGACCCAAUUCCAGGACGCGUGCCAUGAGAGAGCUUUGGAAGUGCCAGGUCCACGCCUAAAAGAUUGCAUGCGUAAGCUGAUGCUAUUGCUUCAUAAGUCCAACAUAGAUAAAUGCGAAGAAAAGAAGGAUGUCCGAGAGAGGGCCUUGUGCCUAAUACCUGAGAUCGUGCAAUGGCAACAACGUGAUCUUGCCUGGAUCGGAUUCAGUGACGCGUCUCGUUCUGAUACUUUCCUUGCUACCGAUGGCCGGGCAUACCCUCUCAGUACAGUUAUGCCUAUAACCAUCUGUGCAGCGAUCCCAUAGAUGAAUGGUACGAGCGCCGGGUGCUCCACUUCAUAUUUAGUGCUGCCCCCUAGCUUGUGAUUGCUUCACUACUAAAUUUUUGUGUGCUUAUUUUAGCCCCCCUAAUUGCCCCCACCAAGCGUACAUGGCCUUGGGGUCUGCUCCUGGUCCCGCACAUGUCGGAGACAUCUGGAUUGCUGCCGCUCAAGACGAAUCCAGUGCGACACAUUGCAUGCUGAUCUGGAUUAGGAUUUAGGUCCUGAUGUCUCAGUGUCAGUGUAUGCCUUUGUCUGAGCAUCCCCACCCCGUACCGUAACAGUAUGUUCAAAUUCUGUGUUGAAAUUCUGUUUUGGAAUUCCGCAAACAUUGCAUUGUGUUUCUGUGUUCAUUCCUAUCCCUGUGUCGAUUUCAUGAUUUUUCUGUACCAA